Plasmodium knowlesi strain H is the source of this 1860-nucleotide messenger RNA. RefSeq names its product phosphatidylglycerophosphate synthase, putative. Bases 1 to 1860 code for a protein of 619 amino acids. The transcript has a single exon. Gene Ontology annotation, molecular function: CDP-diacylglycerol-glycerol-3-phosphate 3-phosphatidyltransferase activity. Gene Ontology annotation, biological process: cardiolipin biosynthetic process. The record is from RefSeq and is a predicted model, not a curated record. Lineage: Eukaryota; Apicomplexa; Aconoidasida; Haemosporida; Plasmodiidae. Gene Ontology annotation, cellular component: mitochondrion.
AUGACGCUAAAAUUCGUGAUUCGAGAACCCAAGGCGCGGGUCCUGUUCUCGCCCACGGAAUUCUUCGACACCCUGAAGGGCAUGUUCCGGAGUUCCAAAAAACGAAUCGUUAUGAGCUGCCUAUACAUAGGCAUAGGUGAACUGGAGAAGGAGUUAAUAGUAACCAUAAGAAAUAAUAAGCACAUCAAAAACUUGAGAGUAGAUAUUUUAUUAGACAAACAAAGGGGUACGAGGCCAGAAGGGAAAUUGAAAGAAUCCUCGGUGAGCAUGCUUUCCGACCUCUUCAGCUAUGGAGGGAACAUAAACAUUAGCUUGUUCCAUAAUCCCCUACUAGGGGCUGUGCUGUAUAAUAUUAUACCCUACAGAGCCAAUGAAGCCAUUGGGGUGAUGCACAUGAAGGUGUAUAUCGGAGAUGAUCGUCUCAUUUUAUCAGGGGCUAAUAUAAGCGAUAGCUACCUUCGAAAUAGACAAGACCGGUAUAUUUUGAUUGAAAAUAAAUUGUUAGCUGAUUCCAUUCAUAAAAUUGUGAACUGCAUCCAGAAGAUGUCGUUCAGCGUGAAUCUCGAUUUGAGUGUCCACUGGGACAGUGACUUAAUGAAUCCACUCGUCGAUGCUCAUACCUUCCGUGAGCAGUACUACAGACGGAUACAGUUCAUGCUGAGUCAAAUCAAGGAGGAUAUUUUACGGCAUACCCAAGGGGGGGUAGAAAAACAAAUGCCCAAUGACGACUUAGAUGGAUAUCGGUUACCCGAAAGUGGUCCCUCCCUGAGCGAGCGAGAAGACUUCUUUAGCCCCCUGUUCAUCAAGAGCGAAAGCAUCCUUACUGUUGAGCUGGCGCUGCAGAGCGGCUUCUCCUCACCCCCUAUAUACGACGAAAGCCAAAUGUUGGAAAGCAUGCUUAAGAAUGUAAAGAAAUAUGACCAAAGUUUAAUCAUAUCAUCAGGGUAUUUGAACUUCCCAGAAAAUUUUUUAAAAUUGUUUAGAAAUAUAUAUGACAACCUGUGCUUUAAAGAGGGCAUAAUACGUUUUAUUACAGCAUCCCCAGCAGCAAACAGUUUUUUUAAAUCCAAGGGCAUUUCCUACUACAUACCCCUUGGCUACACAGUCAGUGCGCACAUGUGCGUUGAAUUCAUCACCAAAAAUAUUGUAAGCGUUUUUAAAAAUUUAAAUAGAACAGACCCUUUGAUGAAAAAGGAAAAAGUCUGCACAAAUAUUUAUCUAGAAUAUCAUAAGCCCUCCUGGACCUUCCACUCCAAGGGGAUGUGGCUAAUUGAUGGUUCCUAUCAGACGGGAGUUGUUGACAGCAACAACACCUCUGGUAAAGAACCCUAUGUAGACAGAAACCCUCAGAUGGAAAAUGCUCCAAAUAGUGUGUGCACCAACCAAAAUUAUGAACAGUCAGAAAAAAAAAAAAAAAAUCCCCCUUUUGGGAUAGCUAGCUCUCCUCAUCUGUUUAAUAAUGAUCAAAAUUGCCUGAACAGGUCAGCUAAUUUGGACGAAAGAAAAAAAAAAAAUGUGUGUGAAAAUAUUUUAAAGAGUGAAGAAAUGGACCAUAAUCAUCAACACGGUGUCGAUAAUCAGAUUGAUGCUAAUAAUGCUACCUCAUUAAUUCAGAACUUGGGCGACCUACCAUGGGGAACCGUGAUUGGGAGCUCCAACUACGGCUACCGAGCAACGUACAGAGACUUGGAGAUGAGCUUCAUAAUCAAAACAAACGAUGAAAAUUUGAAGCGCCAGUUCCAGAAGGAGCUAAACAUUAUUUACGAGUCCUCCAAUUUUGUCCAUAUGGACGAGUUGAAUUUGAGGUACCCCCGCUGGUUGCGAUUGGUAUUUCGGUACCUCGUGCGAUGGUUGCUGUAA